CGUUUUCGGGUAUGAUUUAGUCAGUUUUUGCUUUAUUUAUUUGGUGAACGUGUAUUUUCGAUUCUGGUGUUUUUAUGUAGAGAUUUGUGAUGAAGUCAGUGAAACUACCCAAAACACGCGUGGGUACUCGAGUCGAGCAAUCUCCGAGGAGCAUCUCUUCAGUGGACCAGACCAUCAGCUCUCCAGAUAUACCUUCUGACAAGCAAGUCCUGAAGAGGGGCCGAGCCAACGAACUGAUAGGCAAGUCGCCAAGAGACGGCCAUUCCAUUUCAGAGACGCAUCUUCCUGUGCAACAAAAUGGACCCGAGCUCAAACAGUUGUUUGUAGACAAAAGAUCCACAGGGGACGACAGGCCUUCCAUCAGUGGCAGUUCCGAAGACAUGAACCGACAAUCGGCGAGCCCCGUCAAGGAGGGGCUGAGGAGAUGCGCCAAGAUGGCUGGUCAGCACCAUGACCAAGAGAGAGGCCAUGCCAGCAGAAAGCAGGAAGCCGGCAAAUGUUGUGGCCGCACUUAUGGGCCCAAAAAAUCCCGGUCAUGUUCUCCUCUCGGCCUGGAUAUAGACGACCCGUUGACGAGGCAAAUCCGGGAUAUCCACAACGACACCAGGAAGAGUGCUCGUAUUAUCCGGGACUCUCGGGCGAGGUUGCUGGAGAUACAAAAGAAAACCACCCUUACCGAAGCAGACGUGAAAGAGCUCGGGGAACGCAACGAGCUGCUCCUCAGAGAGAUGGACAGGUUCGACCGCCUCACGAGGAACGUGCAGAAGAUGGUCGGGAGCGAGGUGGCUGCCUUCAAGAAGCCAAGAGAGGAGCGCCGGCAGGAGUACAUACCAGGGAGCAUGUAUGAACCACCUCUCUACCACGAGAUGAAAAUGAACCACCCCACCGUGCUCCUAGCCGGAGGACGCUCCUCCGAGCCUCCUGGAGUCGUGGUCUGCGACCCUCCCGUCCGAAGCAAAUCCGAAAUUGACCUGACGAGGAGGCUGAGUGAAAGCUACGAUAUGCAGGAGAAGUUGGUGGCAGAUAACGCUGACUUGGAGGUCAAGAGGUAUAUUUUGUACAAGGAAUUGAUGACCAAAGACCAGAACUUGGAGACUUGUAGAGCUCAAAUUAAGAGACUCCAGGGUGAACUGAAGAUGAUGAGUAAAGAAAACGCGGUGCUACAUGAAAAGUUGAGCAGAAAUAGCCCUGAGGGCGAUGCGACUGCGAUGAAUCAAGAGACAAUCAGCCAAAAAGAAAGCGAAGUUUGUGCUCAGCUGGAGAAAAACUUGGAAGCUGAAGAACUUAUCGUUAAAUUGGAGAAAUAUAAAACCUCAACCGUCGAACUUGAGAAGCAUCUCGGGGAAUUGGAAGUGGAAGUUCGGCACAUCCGAGUCGAGAUGGACACCGUGAAGGGCGCGGGCGGCGCCUGUCGCGGGGGCGGCGGCGCUAACACUUGCUUCGAACAGCCGGCUGGAGGACCUCCCGUACCGCCUAUGUCCCGAGCUUGCGGCGUUUGCCCCCCCUGUCCUGCACCAUGCAAUCCAAAUGCCCCGCCGACUCCAGCUGAGAGAGAAGUUCAAAGGCUUACAAUACAACUAAGACAAACGGAAGAAAACUUCAAGACUAAAGUCACUGAGUGUGCGAUGCUUCGAGCCGAACUGCUAAAGAAGAAGGAAGAACUAGAGAAAGAAAGAUGUCAACAUCGAGAGGUCCAGAACAAACUUCGCGAGCUCGAGAUGAAGUUCGAAGGGCUGGCGACUCACACCAACAUGUUGAUGGGGACGAAGGAGCAAGCCUUCGAGCAGGAGGUCAACGUGAGAGCCUUGAAGCAGUGCUACAGAGAAGCGAGGGAGGAGAUCGACGAGCUAAGGAUGCUGAUGAAGGAGCAAAACGAUCAGUUGCAGGACUACAGGGUCAAAUACUUACAAGCUCAGCAACUCGUUGAGGAGCAGCGACGCCAAAUGGACAUGAUGGACAUGGACAAUACGAGAAUAAGCGAACAAAUCAAUCUUGAGAUACAACGGGUUAAGAUAAAGUUCCAAGAGAAGCUUCAAGAGUUAGCUCCCAUCCCGGACCUGCUGAAAGCAACACAGAUGAGGUUGAAGGAUGCGCAACAAGCGCAGGCGAUCGCUGAGCACAACGCUGAACAGCUGGCCAGGGAGCUGAACUGUGCCAGGGAAAAGGUGCACGUACUGCUACACAAUAGCUUGAAAGGUCCAGAAAAGCCACCGGAGAAGGGCGCAGAUGAAAAACAGAUGGCGCUGUUGCAACAGAGAAUCGCUCAACUCACUGAAAACAACAUGGCGCUCAAGAGCGAAAUUGAGAGACUGAAGAUCAACGUCAUAAGGAUGGAGGAGUCUGUGCUGGCCAACGAGAAGCGUCUGCAGGAGAAGAUGCAUGAGUGCGCUCAGCUUGGAGGCGAGCUGGACCGCGCUAGGGAUGAGGCCGCGCGUGCCUUGCAGCGGUCCAACGAGCGUACCGACACCAUUCGCAAGUGUAUGCAGACUUCUAUUGCCGAGUUGGAGAGGCAGCUGGCCGCGUCCAGGGCUCAAGUGAGGACUGCUGAGAAGGAUCGUGAAGAACUGCAAUGCCGCAUGCAGUGCCAGAUUCAGCGUCUGAACGAGAACUUCGAGCAGGCUCAGCUGCGUAUCCUGGGGCUGCAGACCCAGGUCCAGACUCUUCGCAGGACCGCGUCCAGCAACGGCGACGGUGAAGGUGAUGGAGACCAACAGGAAUGCGCGUGCAAGACCUUCUUCGAAAACCCCUAAACGACCUCGACCAGAGAACGCCACGAAGAACCACGAUAUAACUAUGUAACCGUUUUAUCCUUUGUUGCGACUUAUUUUUACUGACGGUCAACUAAAGCGGUGGUAUAUCUGUUGUGAGGGCUACUUCCAAUGGCUUGGCCGCUUUGCGAGUAGUAUGUAUGAAUGGUGAUUUCAUUACUUUUUUUGUUACUACCGAUCGAGGAUAUCGAAAUUAACUACGAUUUAAAUAUCGGAAACGGCCCUCGAUAGUUGCAAUCGGUAGUCAAGCGUGUGUGGAUAUUGUACGAUAAAUUUCUCCAAUAAUUUUGUUAACCUAGCCUGAGAAUAAGCAUUAACCACAGUGAUUGACUAGAUAACGAUUGUAUAAACAGCUGUAACAUUAUUCAUCGCCUUUUGCAGUAUUAGAUCUUGAACUGGAUUCGUAUUCACGGUAUCCACUAGACAGUUAAUAAUAAUCGAUACUUUAUUAAAGUUUUGCUCGUUAAACAGUCUAUCAGGCACCAAAGCAUCGAUACUAUUUGAGUUUAACGAUAGUUCUGCAUCUUCAUAAUGAUUGCGAGUACCGUAAUAUCUUGGGCGGAGCGCGAUUUUAGUUUAUGAAUUUUUCACAGUUUUAAAAGUGUAAACGAAGACUUGUGAUUGCUUUUUGUUAACCAAUAGGUGUUCAUUAUUUCCACAUCCGCACUCAAUGAAAACCUGGUGGUGAAUUAUCAGAACUCUUCGCUUUCUGGGAUUUUUCUUAAAGCAAUUGGCACUAUUGAAAAGGCUAUGAGAGUGGUUGA
Messenger RNA from Ostrinia furnacalis (Asian corn borer), 3532 nucleotides. RefSeq names its product paramyosin. Bases 90 to 2750 code for a protein of 886 amino acids. Lineage: Eukaryota; Metazoa; Arthropoda; Insecta; Lepidoptera; Crambidae. The record is from RefSeq and is a predicted model, not a curated record. Gene Ontology annotation, biological process: regulation of cilium assembly. The transcript is spliced from 22 exons. Gene Ontology annotation, cellular component: centrosome.